Messenger RNA from Blepharisma stoltei, 1810 nucleotides. NCBI's taxonomy places the organism in Eukaryota, Ciliophora, Heterotrichea, Heterotrichida, Blepharismidae. The record is from the annotation of a GenBank genome assembly.
AUGAAUCCUCCAAAUCGUCUUAAAUGAAAAUCUGACUUCGAUAAAUACGUCGUUAUCGUCAACUUCGAAAAACGACAAUGGCAGCACACAGCAGACGACGACUGAAACGUAUAUUGAGCUAACGUCUGAACAGUUAAACAAAUUUUCAGCCCAGAAACAGGACAGAGAUUAGGCGAUAUGCAGCUUCUCAAUCAUUUUCCCAACCACUACGAGCUUACAAGAAAAGACCUAAUGGUAAAAAACAUCAAAAGAUACAGACGUGAAAUGGAAAAAGAAAACAACCCAAUAGCUGAAAAAGAUGAGCAUGGAAAUUACAUUCAUCUUGAUAUUAUUCCUACAACUUAUAAUCUGCCUGGGGACUAUUCUAUCUUUGUGGAAGAAUUUAAGCGAAACCCAAACACGACAUGGAUUAUGAAACCUAAUGGAAAAUCUCAAGGAAAAGGAAUUUUUCUUGUAAAUAAAAUUUCACAGGUAAAGAAAUGGGCAACUUCGUCAAAGGUUCCAUUUCAGUCCAUUGCUAUGAAAGAAGCUUAUGUGAUUUCUAAAUAUAUUGAUAAUCCUUUAUUAAUAGGUGGGAAGAAAUUCGAUUUACGUUUAUAUGUGCUAUAGCCCAAGGCUUCUUUUGGAUUGCCCUAUGCUAUAUGGUGCCUAAAACAACAGGCUAAGUUGGCUUGGGCAGCAUCAGUUGCCAAAUCAGCUUGAUCAACUAAUUAUAAUGCCACUUGUCAGCUGGCAGAGUUGACUUAGCAGCUGAUGCUACCCAAGCCAACUCAGCCAGUUGUUUAGGCAUCAUGUAGCCCAGGAAAAUCAAAAGAAGUAUCUGGGCUAUAGUAACUUGCUAUAGGCCACUUAAAGCCUAUUUAUAUAGGCAAGGAUUUUGUAGGUUUUGCAAUGAAAAAUAUACAUCAGAUGUGGCAGAAAUAGAUAAUAUGUUUAUCCACCUUACAAAUGUAGCAAUUCAAAAGCAUUCAGAUGUUUAUAAUGAUAGGCACGGAGGGAAAUGGAGUUUACCAAGCUUAAGGUUUUAUUUAGAAUGCACAAGAGGUAGAAAUGCGACUGAUAAAUGCUUUAACGAUAUAAAAGUUGUAAUGAUACAAAGCUUGAAGUCAGUAUACACUAUUCACGUUAAUAGAUUGUUAUGGAGCAGCUCUUUACACCCAAACUAAUAACAGCAAGAUCAAUUCUUAGACAAAAGAAGUCAAAAAUGGUAAAAUUUUUACCAUAGUUUUAAAUUUGGCAUUUUUGUAAUUGUCUUAUAAUAAGCAAUAUAUUGGUAACUUUGAGUCAAAAAUAAUUGGUCUAUAAGGAUCUAUUAAACUAAAUUGAUUAUACAAAGUGUUAUGAUAAAUGAUAGGCAUUGCUUUGAAAUGUAUGGAUAUGAUAUAUUGCUUGACUCUGAAUUAAAGCCAUGGCUGCUAGAGGUGAAUGCUUCACCAAGUUUGACAACUUCUACAGAAAAAGAUAGGGUUUUGAAGUCACAGCUGCUGAGAGAUGUAUUUCAGAUUGUUGUGCCUAAUGAUUGGACUGAUGAAAAAUCGGUCGAAACUUUUUAUUUACUCGGGAAAAAAUUUAAAAUUCGAUAGCCUCACUAGGAAAAACUUUUUGCCAAAAAUUCGAAAGAAUUCAACACUAGAAAAAUGUUCCGAUCAAAUGGCAUGCGGCCUCUGAAAAAUCAAAGCACGGCGCUAAUACAUGUACAGAACGAAGCGUUGGGUUUUUCGAUCUACUUAUUGAUGAAGGAUGCAGUGAGCCUGAAAAAGGAGGAAACAGAGGGCCCGCAAGGAGAGGGAACGGCAAGCUUUGGAAAUAA